Molecule: messenger RNA, 2059 nt
Organism: Rhizophagus irregularis DAOM 181602=DAOM 197198
Lineage: Eukaryota; Fungi; Glomeromycota; Glomeromycetes; Glomerales; Glomeraceae
Molecular function (GO): protein binding
Source: RefSeq, a predicted model, not a curated record
AGAAAUGAUUUACUUUUUAGUGUGAAAUAUUUUUCUUUCUUUUCUCCUUUUUAUUCUUUUUUUUUAAAAAAAAGAAAUACACCUUAACACUAUGGCAUGUUUAAAAUUAUUUUCUGGAAAUUUACCAGAAGUGGCAAAUAAUAUUCUAUACUAUAUAAGAGAUGAUACAUCAUCACUUUAUUCAUGUGUUUUAGUCAACAGAUUUUUAUGUCGUCUCGCUAUUCCCAUACUUUGGGAAAAUCCAUUAUUUACUAAAUGGAAGGAUGGAUUUCAACAUCAUUUUCUUGAUAUUUACUUUCUAUUCUUAGAUGAAGAAGAUAAAAAAUGUCUUAAUAAAGAGACUUUAGUUAUUCAAAGAAUAAAAUCUUUUUCAUUUAAACCUUUAUUUGAUUAUCCAAGUUUUAUUAAAAAUUUAAGUACAUAUCAAUUAGAAUGGCAAGUAGUAAAUUGGUUAUAUUUUAUUCAACAAACAAAUUUAUUAUCAAAUUCAUCAUCAACAAAUCAGAAUGAAGAUUCAAAAUCUUAUAUUUCUUUAACUAUUAAAGAUCAUUCUAAUAUUGAUUCAUUAACAUUAAAAAAUCAUGAAUCAAUAAUAAAUUUAAAUAAUAAGAAAAAAUUAUUAUCAAAGGAUAUGUCAAAUGUUAUUUGUACUUUAUUAAUCAAAUUAUUUAUAAAAAAUAAUGCUAAUUUAAAUAAUUUGAAUAUAAGUAUUUUAUCACAAAAUAAUUUCUUUAUUGAUUUAUUUGAAUUUAUUAUAAUGAAACCAAAUUUUAUAAAAGAUAUAAAUUAUCUUACAAUAUCAUCAAAAAAUAUUUAUCUUUCAAAUCAAUUUGAUUCUUUCUUAUAUUCUAUACCAAACCUAUUUACUUCAAUUAAAAAUCUUAAUCUUAACUUAAAAGUUAAUGAUGUUCCACUUACAAAAAGUUUAGCAGAUACUAUUCAUUCUCAAUCAAAUAUUUCUCAUAUUACAAUUUCAUUUACAAAAUCAGAUAUAAUUUAUUUAUUUGAUACUUUUGAAUAUUGUUCUAAAACCUUAAUAUCACUCAAAUUUCUUGAAUGUGAUUUUACAAGUAUUAAUGUUUCAUCAUUUAGAGGUCUUAAAUAUCUUACUCAACUUAAAUAUUUUUAUCUUAUUAAUUGUUUAGGUUUUAAACUUCAUGUUAUUCAACCUUUACUUAAUAUUUCUACUCCAUUAAUGAUUAAAUCUUUAACAAUAACUGAUGGAAAUAUUAGUACUAAUUCAAUUCAAUUAUUAUUACAAAAAAUUGGUAAUUAUUUGGAAUAUUUAUUUUUAAGUAUUCCUAUCGAAUUUAUAAGAGAAUUAAUAAUUAAUAAUAUUAUUGAUUAUUGUGAUAAAAUUAAAUUCCUUCAUUUAAAUCAUAUUGAUUAUAAGAAUAUUCCUCAAAUUUGUAGUUUAGUCUCUCAUUUUAGAAAUCAUCUUAAAUAUCUUACUCUUGAAUAUAAUUUUAAAUCUUUUAAUACUAGUAAUGCAUUAGAUUUGUUUCCAAAUAAUACGAACAAAUAUGAACAUCAAAAGGGUAGUUUGGAACUUUUAAAAGAAUUGGAUAAAAUUUUACCAAAUAAUUUGGAUUAUUUAAAUUUAUAUAUUUCAAUUGAUCCAAAUCAAUUAAAUGAUUUUUUAAUUACUUGUAAACGUAUUGGUUUAAAAAAUUUAUUACUUAGAAAUAAUAAUAUUGAAAAUUUACAAAAUAUUUUAAACAUAUUAAAAGAAUUCGCUAUUAAUAAUAAUAAUUUGAAUUAUUUAGCUUAUGGAAUUGAAUAUUUUGAUACUUUUAGAAAGAAUCAACAAAAAUCGGAAAUUUUAACUAAAGAAAUUCAAUCUUUUGGUAAAUUGGAAAAAAUGAAGAAAUAUGAUGAUUUAGUUAUAAAUAUUUUUGAUUUUGAUAAAGAUUAAAAAUUAUAUAUAUAUAUAAUAUAUAUGGAAUUAUUAUUAUUAUUAGUUUAUUCUAUAUUGUCUAUUUAUUUUUAUUUUUUUAUUAUUAUCUUUUUGUAUUUGGAUUUAUAAUUUAAAUAAAUAUUUAUUAUUUUGAAAAAUCAA